AUGGCGAAUAUGAAUGGGAAGAAGAGCAGGCGAGAGACGCUCUUGUGUGGAUGGUAUCUAUCACCACAGCCUUUCCCGAUACCCCGGAUCCCCGUCGUGCAAAACCCUCUACCUGGUCAAUGCCUAGGCCCGAUUGUAAGAAUCAACCCCCACGAGCUGUCCAUUCGCGAUCCCGACUACUACGACGAGCUCUACGUCUCUGGCUCUGUCCGCCCCACCGACCGUUAUGAGGGUUUCGUCAACGGUGUCGUCGACUUCGAGGGCUCCCACUUGGCCACUGUGGCCCACAAGCUUCACUGCAAGAGGGGAAAGCCUCUCGAUCCUUACUUCUCCCGCGCUGGUAUCAACAGGUUGGAGCACAUAGUCGCAGAUCUCACCGAGGAGCUCAUUAUCAAGCGUUUCGAGGACUGGUUUAACCUCUUCCACAGUGGUGUCGUUACGCUUCCUCUCGUCAUGGGUCUCCCUUGGCUUAUCCACCUCAUCCAUCUUAUCCCUGAGUCCGUCUUCGCUGUUAUCGACCCUGGUGCGCAAAACUGGAACACCUUCAGGAUGAUGUGCUAUAACAGGAUCAAGAGUACCAAGGAUACCUCGCUUAUCGGCCGCCCUACCCUCUUCCGCCACCUUGUCAACAGUGACCUCCCCGCCUCCGAGCUUUCCGAUGAGCGUCUCCUCCGUGAGGCUCAGGUCCUCAUUGGCUCCGGCACCAUGACCGGCACUGGUACCAUGUGCUUCCUCGUCUACUAUGUCAAGUCCAACCCCGAGAUCCACCGCCGUCUGACCGAAGAGCUCAAUCCCAUCAUGGAGGGAUACCCCCACAAGAAGCCCAGCUGGGCAGAGAUCGAAAAGGCAGAUCUCAGCUUCGGUACCAUCCACCACCGCCCACGUGUCUCCCCCAACCAGCCCCUGCAAUUCACAGAGUGGGUCACCCCUGCCGGCGUCCCCCCCCUAAGAGUCAACCCUGACAGGUUGCUCAGCAACGCCACUCCCGCCAUGAAGAAGAACUACAUUCCUUUCUCCGAGGGUUCCCGUCACUGCCUCGGAAUGAACCUUGCCUACUGCGAACUCAACUACAUCAUCGCUACCAUGUUCCGUCCUGGUGCUGUCAACUUCGAGCUCUUUGGGACCACUGAGUUGGAUGUUAAGCCUGUCCACAACAUGGUUGUGCCUCUGCCCAGCCUUAAGUCCAAGGGCUUCAAGGUCAAGUUUAACUAG
Bipolaris sorokiniana ND90Pr is the source of this 1212-nucleotide messenger RNA. RefSeq lists its product as uncharacterized. The record is from RefSeq and is a predicted model, not a curated record. Gene Ontology annotation, molecular function: monooxygenase activity; oxidoreductase activity, acting on paired donors, with incorporation or reduction of molecular oxygen; heme binding. NCBI's taxonomy places the organism in Eukaryota, Fungi, Ascomycota, Dothideomycetes, Pleosporales, Pleosporaceae. Bases 1 to 1212 code for a protein of 403 amino acids. The transcript has 8 exons.